UUGGCUUGCGUUAGCAGUGCGCUUGCAGCGCCUAUAGAGUACAAUGCGGUCUACGCGCAUGCGCCUAUAGCGUUGCACGCCAUCCACGCACCGGUCGCCGUCGCCGAGCCGGUUUCUUACCCAAAAUACGCUUUCAACUAUGGUGUUAAAGAUCCACACACUGGCGACGUUAAAUCGCAGCAAGAGGAGAGGGACGGCGAUGUAGUCAAAGGUAGUUACUCAUUAGUGGAACCAGACGGUACGACACGCACUGUCCAUUACUCAGCGGAUGACCACAAUGGCUUUAAUGCAGUUGUACAGAAGUCCGGGCACGCCGUACAUCCGCAAGUGGCAAUCGCACCUGUGGCUCACUAUGCCCCUGUAGACCACUACGCCGCUGUUCAUGGUAUUGGUAUAUCCCCAUAUUCGUUACAUUAA
Molecule: messenger RNA, 417 nt
Organism: Parnassius mnemosyne (clouded apollo)
Lineage: Eukaryota; Metazoa; Arthropoda; Insecta; Lepidoptera; Papilionidae
Source: the annotation of a GenBank genome assembly